Molecule: messenger RNA, 4185 nt
Organism: Coregonus clupeaformis (lake whitefish)
Lineage: Eukaryota; Metazoa; Chordata; Actinopteri; Salmoniformes; Salmonidae
Product: neurexin-2-like
Exons: 18
Coding region: 862-4185 (1107 amino acids)
Source: RefSeq, a predicted model, not a curated record
UGGAACGGCUGGGCUGGCUCAUUUCGCAUCUGCUAGCUGGAGAAGAAAAACAGCAUUCUGACCUGCUUCACGCACUGGAUAACAAAAUAAGCGGCACAUCCAGGAAUAUUACACCUUUGAAGUCUGGAGAGUUAUCUGGAGGGAUUGCAGAAAAACACAAAUCCCUGAAUGUGGGGACAAUGAGGGGACCCAGACCAGCCUAAGCUGUGGUGGACCAACUGGAGGCUUCAGGAGAGGAAGGGGUUGAUGCAAUUGGAGCCAUGAACGUACCCUGCUGUCCAUGUAACACCAGACAGCUCUGACACACUCCUCCUCAGUGCUCUCUCUUCCUCCCCUUUUUCCCCCUUUCCCGAAAACUAAAUCUAUAAAUCUAUAAACACGCACAGACAGAGAGUAUCUCUUGCCACAAAAUUGACUUCGUUUUCCUAAAAAGCUACAUCUGGAUUCCAAGGACUGGGAUUUCUAUUUGGAAUAAGGAGUUGAGUUGAGGGACGGAACGAAAUUCCCCCUGCCAGUCCACUGUCCUCAUUUUUCCCUGUGAGUCCCAGAGGCACCAACCAAUGGAGAGACGGAGAAGAGAGUCAGGAUAAAACAGCAGAGAAAUAGAGCAAAUUCAGAGAGAACUACUGAAUCGGCAGGAUUGGAAUCUGGAAUUGGGUCCUGUGAGGGUUUUGCUUCUCCCACACUUUCCCCAGCCUAGAGGACUCUCCUUAGCGAGAACCAGACAUAUCAACCAUUGUUUACACUUAACAUACAAAAACGACAACGACAGCUGCAACUACGCUAGGCCGAGCUACGUCCCUGUGUGGAGGAUUUGAACCAAUAGGAAGACGAUAAGGAUUUAGGAUUGAGAUCGCAACCAUGACGAGGGGGUUGAGGUUUCCCGCUUUGCCCAUGUGGCCCCUGGCGUUCCUCAGUCUGCUGGUGACGACCCGGGCGCUGGAGUUCGGCGGGGCCCCCGGCCAGUGGGCCCGCUACGGGCGUUGGGAGGCGGGCUCGGUGGGCGAGCUGAGCUUCAGUCUGAAGACCAAUAUCAGCAAGGCCCUGGUGCUCUACCUGGACGACGGCGGCAACUGCGACUUCAUGGAGCUCCUAAUCGCCGGCGGGCGCCUCCAGCUGCGCUUCGCCAUCCACUGCGCCGAACCCGCCACCUUACAUAUGGAAACCCGGGUCAACGACGACCGCUGGCACAUGGUGCUCCUCACACGCAACUUCCGCGAGACCCUGCUGAUGGUGGAUGGCGAGACCAAGGUGGCGGAGGUCAAGUCCAAGCGGAAGGAGAUGGCGGUGGUCAGCGACCUGUUCGUGGGUGGCAUCCCGCCUGACGUGCGCCUCUCAGCCCUUACGUCCAGCACGGUGAAGUACGAGCCCCCAUUCCUGGGCCUGAUCUCCAACCUGAAGGUGGGCGAGAUGCCCCCUACCCUGCUCAACAGCCAGGGCAUCCAGAGUGACCUAGAGUUUCUGUGCACCAAGCAGAACCCCUGCCUCAACGGAGGCUUCUGCUCCAUCCAGUAUGGCGAGGUGCACUGCGACUGCACACACACCCGCUACAAGGGGAAGUACUGCAAGGAAGCAGAAGAGUAUGCUGUCGAAGGUCUGGCGCACCUGACGUUAAGCAACCAAGGUGACUCAUCGCAGGGCGGGAAGGAAGAGUCGGUAGCCACCUUCAAGGGGAACGAGUUCUUCUGCUACGACCUGUCACUGACGCCCAUCCAGAGUAGCACGGACGAGAUCACGCUCUCCUUCCGCACGCUGCAGCGCAACGGCCUCAUGCUGCACACGGGCAAGUCGGCCGACUACGUCAACCUGUCGCUGAAGAGCGGCGCCGUGUGGCUGGUCAUCAACCUGGGCUCGGGCGCCUUCGAGGCGCUGGUAGAGCCUGUCAACGGGAAGUUCAACGACAACACCUGGCACGAUGUGCGCGUCACCCGCAACCUGCGUCAGCACGCAGGCAUUGGACACGCUAUGGUGACCAUAUCAGUGGAUGGUAUUUUGACCACUACUGGUUAUACCCAGGAGGACUACACCAUGUUGGGCUCAGAUGACUUCUUCUACAUAGGGGGGAGUCCCAAUACAGCAGACCUGCCUGGAUCACCCGUCAGCAACAACUUCAUGGGCUGCCUUAAAGACGUGGUGUACAAGAAUAACGACUUCAAGCUAGAACUCUCCCGGCUAGCCAUCGAGCGGGACCCUAAGAUAAGCCUGAACGGAGAUCUUGUCUUCCGCUGCGAGGACGUGGCCGCCCUGGACCCCGUCACCUUCGAGUCCCCCGAGUCCUUCAUCGCCCUGCCCAAGUGGAACACCAAGAAAACAGGCUCUAUCUCCUUCGACUUCCGCACCACAGAACCCAGCGGCCUGCUGCUGUUCAGCCACGGUCGCCCCCAGGGUCCUAAAGAGCAGAAGCCGGGUCGAGACAUGAAGUCAGACUACUUUGCUAUGGAGCUGAUGGAUGGGUUUCUCUACCUGCUCAUGGACAUGGGGUCGGGGAGUAUCAAGUUGAAGACAAGUAAUAAGAAGGUGAACGACGGGGAGUGGUGCCAUGUGGACUUCCAGAGGGAAGGAAGGAAAGGCUCCAUCUCGGUGAACAGCCGCAGUAUCCCCUUCAACUCCAACGAGGGCAGUGAGAUCCUGGACCUGGACAGCGACAUGUUCCUGGGGGGUCUCCCCGAGGCCCGCUCUGACCUGGUGCUGCCCCCCGAGGUCUGGACCGCCCUGCUCAACUACGGCUACGUGGGCUGCGUCCGUGACCUCUUCAUCGACGGCAAGAGCCGCGACGUGCGCCGCCUGGCCGAGAUCCAGAGCUGCCCGGGCGUUAGCAGCUUCUGCACCCGCGAGCUUCAGAAAAGGUGUAGCAGCACCCCCUGUGGGAACGGAGGCCUGUGUAAAGAGGGAUGGAACCGCUACAUAUGCGACUGCACCGGCACCGGCUACCUGGGCAGCAACUGUGAAAUCGAGGCGACGGUGCUGAGCUACGACGGCAGCAUGUACCUGAAGAUCAUCAUCCCAGGCACCAUGCACACUGAGGCAGAGGACGUGGUGCUAAGGUUCAUGUCCCAACGGGCCUUCGGCCUCCUCAUGGCCACCACCUCCAAAGAGUCCGCCGACACCCUGCGGCUAGAGCUGGAUGGUGGCAGGGUCAAGCUGACCGUCAACCUAGAUUGUAUCAGGAUAGACUGUAACCUCAGUAAAGGACCUGAAACGCUCUUCGCUGGCCAGAAGCUCAACGACAACGAGUGGCACAUGGUGAAAGUGGUGCGCCGAGGAAAGAACUUCCAGCUGUCUGUGGACAACGUCACGGUGGAAGGCCAGAUGACGGGUGCCCACACGCGGCUGGAGUUCCACAACAUUGAGACGGGCAUCAUGACCGAGCGCCGCUUCAUCUCUGUGGUGCCCUCCAACUUCAUCGGUCACCUCCAGGGCUUGACGGUCAACGGCGUGCCCUACCUGGACCAGUGCAAGAACGGCGACAUCUCCUACUGCGAACUCAACGCCCGCUUUGGCAUGCGCCACAUCAUCGCCGAUCCGGUGACGUUUAGAACGAAAGCGAGCUAUCUAGCGUUGGCUACUUUGCAGGCCUACGCCUCCAUGCACCUCUUCUUCCAGUUCAAGACCACCACAUCGGACGGCCUGCUGCUCUUCAACUCGGGGGAUGGCAGCGACUUUAUCGUUGUGGAGCUGGUCAAAGGCUACGUCCAUUAUGUCUUUGACCUCGGCAACGGCCCGUCGCUGAUGAAGGGUAACUCGGACAAGCCGCUCAACGACAACCAGUGGCACAACGUGGUGGUCUCCCGGGAUGCCAACAACGUGCACACGCUCAAGAUCGACUCCCGCACCGUCACCCAGCACUCCAAUGGAGCCCGCAACCUGGACCUCAAAGGGGAGCUGUACAUCGGUGGCGUGGGGAAGAGCAUGUACAACAGUCUGCCCAAGCUGAUCGCGUCCCGGGAUGGGUACCAGGGCUGCCUGGCUUCGGUGGACCUCAACGGGAGACUGCCAGACCUGAUCGCAGACGCCCUCCACAGGGUGGGCCAGGUGGAGCGAGGCUGCGACGGACCUAGCACCACCUGUACGGAGGACUCCUGCUACAAUCAGGGCGUGUGUCUCCAGCAGUGGGAGGGCUUCUCCUGCGACUGCACCAUGACGUCCUAUGGAGGCUCCUUCUGUAGCGACCGUUGUGUUGUGUAG